CUCCCUCACGACCGGAAGUGACGAUACUGUCACCGGCAGCUCCGGCUCGGUGAAAGCUUGGAGUUCCCGCAGCACCAAGAGGCCGCUGCUGGGCAGGAUUCAGGGAAGACACAGCAGGAUACCAUCUCUCCUGUUGCUGCCCACAGAUAUGCAGCCAGAGCCCUGAAUCUCCAUUGCCUACAGAAAAAACGAUGCUGCUUCUACUCUGGCACAAGAUGAGCCUGAUGUGGCCAAUUUGCCUGGGAGUGCAGCCCCACAAGGAGACCAGCCUGCCGCUCUGAUGCCGAAGGGGAGGCAGAAAGUGCAACCAUGGAGUGCUGCCCUGGAGCCCUCCCUGAGCCUGCCUGCCUGCCUCUGGCUGGCAGUAACUGGCUUCUUCUUGUUGGUUCCCUUGGUCAUGGCCCUAGAACUAACAGAGACAGUGGGGCCUGAGGCCCAGGGUCCUAGGGGGCUGAGCUGGGCUGUACUCCUGGACAGGAUGGAGGGUGAGGGCAAGGAAGAGAGUGAGGAGCAACAGGCAAACGCCCUGGCCCAGGCUGCAGGGCUGCUGAAUGCCGGACGCAUUGGGGAACUUCAGGGGCACUAUCUCUUCAUCCAGCCCCCUGGCCACAUUGGGGUCCAGCAGGAGGAAGCUGCCCGACAGCAGGCCGAGGCAGUGUUGUCUGGCCAUGAAGCUGUGCGUUGGCAUUCAGAGCAGCGGUUGUUGAAGCGUGCCAAACGCAGUGUGCUCUUCAAUGACCCCAAGUACCCACAGCAGUGGCAUCUGAAUAACCGUCGAAUCCGAGGCAGAGACAUCAACGUGACAGGUGUUUGGGAGCGUAAUGUGACAGGACGAGGGGUGACUGUGGUGGUGGUAGAUGAUGGGGUGGAGCACACCAUCCGGGACAUUGAACCUAACUAUAGUCCUGAAGGCAGCUAUGACCUCAACUCCAAUGACCCUGACCCCAUGCCACACCCAGACAUGGAGAAUGGCAAUCAUCAUGGCACCCGCUGUGCUGGCGAGAUCGCCGCUGUGCCCAACAACAGCUUCUGUGCAGUGGGUGUGGCAUACGGCAGCAGAAUCGCAGGUAUCCGGGUGCUGGAUGGGCCUUUGACUGACAGCCUGGAAGCUGUGGCAUUCAAUAAGCACUAUCAGAUCAAUGACAUCUACAGCUGCAGCUGGGGGCCAGAUGAUGAUGGAAAGACAGUGGAUGGACCCCACCAACUUGGAAAGGCUGCCUUGCAACAUGGAGUGAUUGCCGGUCGCCGAGGCUUUGGGAGUAUCUUUGUGGUGGCCAGUGGCAAUGGAGGCCAGCACAAUGACAACUGCAACUAUGAUGGCUACGCCAACUCCAUCUAUACAGUCACCAUAGGUGCUGUAGAUGAGGAGGGACGUAUGCCAUUCUAUGCAGAGGAAUGUGCCUCCAUGCUGGCUGUCACCUUCAGUGGGGGGGACAAGUUGCUGCGAAGUAUUGUGACCACUGACUGGGAUCUGCAAAAGGGAACAGGCUGCACUGAGGGCCACACGGGGACCUCGGCAGCAGCCCCCCUGGCGGCUGGUAUGAUAGCCUUAAUGCUGCAGGUGAGGCCGUGCCUCACUUGGCGUGAUGUCCAGCAUAUCAUUGUCUUCACAGCUACACAGUAUGAAGAUCGCCGUGCAGACUGGGACACGAAUGAAGCCGGUUUUAGCCACAGUCACCAGCAUGGCUUUGGUUUGCUCAAUGCUUGGAGGCUUGUCAAUGCUGCCAAGAUCUGGACAUCUGUCCCUUACUUAGCUUCAUACAUAAGUCCCAUAUUAAAAGAGAACAAGAGAAUCCCAGUGUCCACCCACUCCCUGGAAGUCCUAUGGAAUGUCAGCAAGAGCGACCUGGAGAUGUCAGGGCUGAUGACCCUGGAGCAUGUGGCAGUGACUGUCUCCAUUACCCACCCCCGUCGAGGCAGCCUAGAGCUGAAGCUCUUUUGUCCCAGUGGCAUGAUGUCCCUCAUUGGUGCGCCACGAACCUUGGAUAAAGAUCCCAAUGGCUUCAACGAUUGGACCUUCUCCACGGUUCGAUGCUGGGGGGAACGUGCUCAGGGCACAUAUAAACUUGUCAUCAGGGAUGUGGGAGAUGAGCUCCUCCAGGCCGGGGUCCUUCAGCAGUGGCAGCUGACGCUUUACGGCUCCGUGUGGAGUCUGGCUGACAUCAGAGAGAGGCAAAGGCAACUAGAGGAUGCCAUGAGUGGGAAGUAUCUGCAUGAUGGUUUUUCUCUGCCCUGCCCUCCUGGGCUCGAAAUCCCUGAGGAAGAGGGCUAUACCAUGACCCCCAACACCCUCAAGACCCUGGUGCUGCUGGGUUGUUUUGCUGUCUUCUGGACUAUCUACUACCUGCUAGAAGUGUAUUUGAGCCAGAGAGAUGUGACCUUUGAUCUCACCUGUAGAAGAGGUCACUGCUGGUGGCUCCAAAGGAGCCGAAAGGCCAUGGAGGAGGGGACAGAACUGGAAUCGGUGCCUCUCUACAACAGCAAGGACGAGGCUGAUAUGGACACUGAGGAUCACCCUCCCUCUUCUGGCCUCCGAGCUCCUGAUCUGUUGGGUCAGAGCAACUGGGGCCUGAGCCAGGACUGUGAGAGACCCCCAGAAUUCCCCCAUCAGAACCUCCAGCCUGACCUGCUUCAGAGGGAGCAGGAACAACAGACAUGCUGACCCAAUGGCACAGCAGACUCAGGACAGAAUUUGCACAGUCCGAGAGCCCUACUUUCUGCUGGGCAGGGGCGGGAAAGAGAAGCACAGAAGAGCUACCUUUACCUUCUCCGGAGGUUCCCAGGCUGAGCCAAGUCACACCUACUCUUUGCUUCUAGGUACUGGGGGGCCAAGAGAAUCCUCUUCCCCAACUCCACUCAGCUCAGGUAAAGGUAAAGGUCCCUUACUCUGAGACUGAGGGCCUCUCUGAUAUAAGCAGGGGGAGCCCUCCAAGGUACGUAGCCCAGAAGAAUGGUACCACAAGCCCAGGGGAAGUACCACUCCCACCUUGGAAUCUCCCUCUCAGCAGAAUGAAGUCUUUGGAAGAUCAGUUUGUGGCCAGAAAAUACAGCAGACUGGCCAAGCAGGCCCUCUGCCUUUUGUCUUUUAAAUAGGCUGGGGAUAUGGUGGGUAUGAAAGGUACCUGCAUCCACUAAAGGAGAAUUUCAAAAGAAACAAGGGCAUGGUCUGGGGGAAGAUGUGUGGGAUGGAGAAGGUGCAGAAAUGCAUGCUGGGAAUGGCUAGGCCUUUCCCUUAGAUGAUGUCCCUCCCACACACAAUUUUUUUUUUUAAAGAGCCAGAAGCAGGGGAAGACUCAUACCCCCCCCAACUGCUAUUCAAACUGCCACUCCUCCCAUCCCUCCUCCUGAAAUUUGUACUUUAGGCAUCAACAGGGGAUGCUUACCCUGGGUCAUUGGAGCCUAGGGAACUAGCUUCUGCCUUGAAUGAGCUGCCUUCAUUACCUUCCCCUAGGAUCCCAAAGAGAAGCCACUUGCCACUUGAUCUAUCCAACCCUCCUAGAGAAUUAGUACUGAGCUCCAGGCAGAGAUAGUGAUGAAAGAGAUUUCAUAGAGGCCGAGCCAGGGAAGCCAUGGACAAGGGAGGCAAGUAGGCAUUUGUGGAGUGUGUGUUGUGGGAGAGCAGCUGAGGGCAUGAAGAGAGCAUGUUUCUCUCUGGCCCUGCAGUUCACUGUAGUCCUCUAUGAAGUGCCCAGGGAAGCAGGGGCUGGAUUCCUAGGGGAUAAUAGUAUACAUCUCAGGUUUUCUGUUCCUUCCCAGCCUGAGCUGCCUCCCCAUUCAAAGCUGGUUUGUUGGUUUGAAGUAUUUUUUUAAGGGUUCAAAUUUAUUUUUCUCUCUUCACAGCAACAUUUUGUUGGGUUGUUUUUUUUCUGCACAGCUUUUCCAAAAUAAAAACCUACCUAGCCAA
Dromiciops gliroides (monito del monte) is the source of this 3904-nucleotide messenger RNA. It is a transcript of the gene PCSK7, whose product is annotated as proprotein convertase subtilisin/kexin type 7. The record is from RefSeq and is a predicted model, not a curated record. Gene Ontology annotation, molecular function: serine-type endopeptidase activity. NCBI's taxonomy places the organism in Eukaryota, Metazoa, Chordata, Mammalia, Microbiotheria, Microbiotheriidae. The transcript has 17 exons. Bases 281 to 2662 code for a protein of 793 amino acids. Gene Ontology annotation, biological process: protein processing. Gene Ontology annotation, cellular component: trans-Golgi network; Golgi membrane.